GAAAGAAAACCCCACUAAUUCUCCCUCCCAAAUUCACCCUAAACCCCUACUUCUCCCAGCCCCCUUUCCCUCUCUACGCACACCCCAUCUUUCUCGAUCUUCGGUGGGAUUUCAUCAGCCUGUUUUCACCCGUGAGGUCGCACAAUCGGCAGGAGCAUCAUGCCCGAGGCGGCAAUGGACACCACUGGUGGGUGGCGCAUGGCGGGGAUGGAGGUGCCGUUACUCAGCACCGACUCCAUUGAGUGGCGUCAAGUGUCCGUCCCGUCCUCUUCCUCAACUUCUACGGCCAACUCUACGAACCACCCACUUGCCAAGGACUUCGCGUCUUGCUGUGCCAUUGGAAAUCCCCCUUCUUAUUUCAUCUGGAAAACCAGUGUCACUCAGUCAAAUUUGCUGGAGAUCUUAGAACUACGUGGUCAUAAAGAAAUGUCAAGGAUUGGACUGCGACUCAUAUUUCCUGAUGCUCUCUUCCCAUUUGCUUUCAUUUGCAAAGAUGAGAGCAAUUUUGCUUCUGGAAAUCAUUUGGUGCUUUAUACUUUGACAAUCUCAGGGGUCGCGUACCUCAUCAGAUUGAGGAAUAAUUUUGACUAUGGAACUUCUUCUCUUGUCCCGACUAAUGAGAUUCUCGAGUAUAACACACAAACUCAACCUUACUAUGGAGCAAUAACAACAGUUGCAGCGACAGCAGGAUAUCUGUUGAUUGGAAGGAGUGACGGAUCUAUUGCUUGUUUUCAGCUUGGCGUCAUUGACCCUAGUGCUUCAGGGUUUGUGUCUGAAUUGCGAGAUGAUGCUGGUUUUGGUCGAUUGUGGGGCAUAUUGUCAAGGAAUCCGGCGCUGGCCGCUGUACAGGAUUUAGUAAUAUCAGAAGUGCAGCAGAGGAAGCUUCUUUUUGUGCUUCAUUCUGAUGGCAUUUUACGAGUAUGGGACCUUUCAAGCCGGGGUAAAAUUUUCAGUCAUGCAAUGACAGUUCCGACAUUUACAGGUGCAUUUGUAAGGCUGUGGGUAGGAGAAGCUGAUAAUGAUACUGGCAUAAUUCCUUUGGCUUUGCUGCAUAAACAGAAUUUGGAAGUGAGCACCGAAACAAUUUUUCUAUACGGACUUCAUUAUAAUGUGGGAGACAGGAUACCGUUGUCACUGGAGCCUUCAUUGAAGAAAAUCUCUUUGGGACAGGGUGAACCUAUUGAUGUUAAACUUUCCUCGAACAAAGUGUGGAUUCUCAAGGAAGAGGGACUCAUAAUGCAGGAUUUGUUUUCUAACGACGUCAAGGAGGGAUUAGCACAAUACUAUACUUUGCAGGAAACUCUUGUUGCUGACCUGCUAUUUCAGAGUUCUGAGCAUUCUUCAGAUGAUCUUCUUUGGCUUGCCUAUUCAGCAUUUUCGUCUUCAAAGGAGGAAAUCACGCCAUUUGUAUCUUCUGUUUUACUGCGUGCAUUGCUUUCCCCUGGGGUUCACUGCAGUGCUGUCCUGAGGCAAACGUUUGGAGAUUAUGGCAAGCACUUCACUGAUUCAGAUUUUGGUUCCUUCACUGUCGAUGAUCUGAAAAGGGAAAUUUUGUCAGUUAUUGAGGAUCAGGGUGGAAGUGGAAGUCCGGUUUCCAUUCUUCAAUGUUGGAGAACGUUUUGUUCUCGUUAUGUAAAUAAUUGGUGCAAGUACAAUGUAGCGUGUGGUCUGCUCAUGGAUCCAUUAACAGGUGCUGUUGGUUUAGUCAGGAAAAACAUAAUCUCUCUCUGCCGCGGGCUGGAGGAUGUAGAGCAUAUCAUCUAUGGUUCAUUCGAGGAAGAAAACAAGUAUAUAAGCCGAGGAGUGGAUUAUUCUGGUGACGAGCUUGAUCGAAAGAUUCUAUUUGAGUUACUACAAUGUAUUCGAAAUGUGAGCCAGCAGUUAGGCAAAUCUUCAUCAGCUAUAUUUUAUGAGUCACUUCUUAGUUCUCAUGUAUCAUCUGAGGAGGUUGUUCCUCGUUUUCUAAAGAUUCUAGAAACUGGAUAUAGUUCUUCGAUUGCAGCUAUACAGAUAUCGGAACUGGGAGCAGAUACUGCUUGGGAGAAAGAAUUAUCGAAUCACAGAAACCUAAGAAAAUUUUCUACAAAUAUGUUUUUGUCGCUUCAUGCAUUGUGCCAUCAAGCUAAAUCGUGGGGCAAGGUUUUGGAUGUGGUUGAGAGCUACUUAAAGGUGUUAGUGCCUCAAAAAAUUGUACUUGAUAUGGAUGCUGAAGCAAUUUUCCACACCAAUAGUUCUGCAAUAGUGCAAUCCACUUGCCAAAUUGCCAAGGUGAUGUUUGAGUCUGUGUUGGAUGUUCUUAUGCUGCUAAGCUACAUGACUAGCAUCAGUGGGCAGAUUAACAUGUCACAUGAUGAUGUUUCAAGAGUUAAACUCGAGUUAAUUCCGAUAAUUCAAGAGACACUUACGGAAUGGCAUAUUAUCCAUUUCUUUGGGACCACACCUUCUGAAUCUCCUGCAAUUGAAGAUUUUAGUUAUCAGCUUUCAUCCUUACAGAUUGAUAGCAAUGAGCAUAAAAGAUUGUGGACUGGAAGGCUUGGGAAAUGUGACUUUUCUUUGGCGUUUAUCCUACUAUUGAGUAUACAAAGUUCCUCCAGUGAACUGGGCAACGUCUCUUUUAGCCGACUUCUGAAUCCCAGCAGCUUAAUUGGUCUAAGUCGGGAGUUCACCAGCUGGAUAAUUUGGGGAAGGAGUGGAGAAGAAUCUUCUGUAUUCUUCAGCAAUUCAAUUGAUCUUGCGCUAGUCUUACUGAGACAUGGACAGUUCAAUGCCACAGAGUAUUUGCUUACUCUGGUUGAUGCAUAUUCACGGAAGGAGAGAAUCUUUGAAAGCCUUCAGGCUGUGGAUGGCAAGUUAUCUGCACUCUUCCAUCUUCUUGGAUGUUGUCUUGUUGCUCAGACACAACGUGGAUUGCAUGGACCAGUUAAAGACAGAAAAGUUGGUGAAGCACUUCGCUGCUUUUUCAGAGCUGCAUCAAUGGAAGGAUCUUCUAAAGCUUUGCAAAGUUUGCCACGUGAAGCGGGAUGGUUGCGAGUUGAUUUCAGCAGUUCUUCGUCAGCUGCAGCAUGGAAACUUCAAUACUAUCAAUGGGUGAUGCAGCUAUUUGAACAGUAUAAUGUGAGUGAAGCUGCUUACCAAUUCGCUCUAGCUGCACUUGAGCAAGUUGAUGAAGCUCUUGGCACACUAGAUAGCAGUUACAGAGAGAAUCUUGGAGAAUCUGUGACUACAGUGAAGGGCAGACUUUGGGCGAAUGUCUUUAAAUUCACUUUGGAUCUUAACAAUUACCAUGAUGCAUAUUGUGCAAUAAUUUCAAAUCCAGAUGAGGAAAGCAAGAAUAUCUGUUUGAGGCGUUACAUCAUAGUACUUUAUGAGCGUGGUGCAGUAAAGAUGCUUUGUAAUGGCCAGUUACCGCUGAUUGGUUUAGUGGAGAAGGUAGAGCGUGAGCUUGCCUGGAAGGCAGAGCGUUCUGAUGUUUCAACCAAGCCAAACCCUUUUAAAUUACUUUAUGCAUUUGAGAUGCAUAGACAUAACUGGCGUAGAGCUGCAAGUUACAUAUACGUGUAUUCUAUCCGCUUGAGAGCUGAAGCAGCAGUAAAAGAUCAUCAAGUCAGGGCUUUAACUCUGCAAGAGAGGCUGAAUGGUCUAGCUGCUGCCAUUAAUGCUCUGCAGCUUGUUCAUCCUGCGUAUGCGUGGAUUGACGCCCCAGUUGAUGAAACACCUCCUGAUAAAGAAAACUAUCCAAAUAAAAAGGCGAGGAUAACCAAGCAAGAACAAUCUCCUCCUCAUGAUGCUCUGCCUCAAAAGCUGCCAUCUUAUUUAGAUGUUGAGAAACUUGAAAAGGAAUUUGUUUUAACAUCAGCAGAAUACUUGCUCUCUUUGGCAAACCUCAAGUGGACCUUUACCGGAAAUGAAAAACCAUCAGCUGACCUUAUUGAUCUGUUGGUUGAAUCAAAUUCAUAUGAUAUGGCUUUUACGGUUAUACUCAAGUUUUGGAAUGGCUCAGGUCUUAAAAGGGAGCUGGAGAAAGUCUUUAUCGCGAUGGCACUGAAAUGCUGCCCAAGCAGACUAGUCCCCUUAUUGCAUGGGAAAGAUCGUAAAACACAUGGUCUUUUGUUGACUUCAUCACAAGAUGAGGUAGUUCGUGAUUCAAUUGAUGCAGCUAGAACAGUUCAACAAUUGACGGGCGGUAGCCAUUGGGAAACACUUGAACUCUAUCUUGAUAAAUACAGGUCUUUCCAUCCCAGAUUACCAUUAAUCGUUGCCGAGACUCUUCUUUCUGCUGAUUCACAAAUUGAGCUACCACUUUGGUUGGUUCGACAUUUCAAGGUUGGUCGAAAUGAAAAUAGUUUUGGAAUGACUGGAAAUGAGUCGAACCCGGCAUCCCUAUUUCGGUUGUAUGUUGAUUACGGUCGAUAUGCAGAGGCUGUUAAUUUGUUGACUGAGUACAUGGAAACCUUGGCAUCAGUUCGGCCAGCUGAUGUUAUCCGUCGUAAAAGGUCAUUUGCUGUUUGGUUUCCAUAUACUUCAGUUGAACGCCUAUGGUGCCUGCUCCAGGAAUCAAUCAAACUGGGGCACAGGAUUGAUCAAUGUGAUAAGCUGAAAAAGUCAUUGCAUGGGGUUUUAUUGAAGCAUCUCAAUAUUCUGAAAGUGGACUCGGACGAUGUUCAAUCUUCUGCAAGUUAGUGUUUGAUUGGUUUUUAGUGCUGGGUAGUACUUUGGGACCUAUGCUAUUCUAGGUGCUUCCAUUUUUUGGAACUCCCUUGCAUCUACAUUCAGUUGCCUUGAUCUACAUCUGAUACAUAGUUGAUGGAGAAGAAUCAACAAAACCGUGGUUCAGGUCCCUUUCAACCAGCCUGUUUUGUUGCUUAUUUAUAGUUGAAUGCAGGCAUAAAGACAGUUGGUCGAGAAAUGAUUGUUCGUCUUGGCAUUUAACUCUCGUAGAUCUGUUCUCAGUUCUUUUUGUGGCAGCUCCUGUUCUCUGUAAAGUUGUACGUACUUCCAUGCUGUAGCAGUCUAUGCUGCCUGGAAAACCAUUAGCAUUAGAUGGAUGCUUUAUGUUAUAAAAUAGUUCUAAUGGUGAGAACACACAAAUUGAUAUUCAACAUUUAAAAGUGUACAUAGAAGAUCACUGCUGUAUCCGACAAAUGAAGCUGUCUGUCUGAACUCGAGCUUCUCGAAAGGUAAGGUCCUCAAUUAUCAUCUUUUUGAAUAUGUCGAAUCUACUGCUCCAUGUGCAUACAAUUGAUUUCCUGAGAUACAUUAACCAACUGGUUUUCCC
Molecule: messenger RNA, 5275 nt
Organism: Sesamum indicum (sesame)
Lineage: Eukaryota; Viridiplantae; Streptophyta; Magnoliopsida; Lamiales; Pedaliaceae
Gene: SAR1
Product: SUPPRESSOR OF AUXIN RESISTANCE1
Cellular component (GO): nuclear pore
Molecular function (GO): structural constituent of nuclear pore; protein binding
Source: RefSeq, a predicted model, not a curated record